Didymodactylos carnosus is the source of this 291-nucleotide messenger RNA. Lineage: Eukaryota; Metazoa; Rotifera; Eurotatoria; Philodinida; Philodinidae. The record is from the annotation of a GenBank genome assembly.
AUGGUGCCUUCACGUUUACCUGUGCCACCACCAAUAACAUCUUUAAACCCAUCGAGGAAAAAUAUCUUGUUCGAUAUAACACCACCAACAAUGCUCAAUAAACCACUUUCUUCACCAAAUAUUACACCAACAAAGAAAACACAACGACAAACCGCGUCUAAUUCUAAAUCCCCGGUUCAACAACAAUUAACAACAGGAUUAGCAGCAAAGGGAGAGCAAAUGAAAACUGCUAACGAGAAUAUAUGCCGCUUAUCUUACUCUCCACCGAAGACUGCUGAAAUGGUAUAUUAA